Salarias fasciatus (jewelled blenny) is the source of this 5927-nucleotide messenger RNA. It is a transcript of the gene fhod3a, whose product is annotated as formin homology 2 domain containing 3a. The record is from RefSeq and is a predicted model, not a curated record. Gene Ontology annotation, biological process: cortical actin cytoskeleton organization; sarcomere organization; cardiac myofibril assembly. The transcript has 29 exons. Gene Ontology annotation, cellular component: cytoskeleton; cytoplasm. The coding region runs from base 268 to 5178 and encodes 1636 amino acids. Lineage: Eukaryota; Metazoa; Chordata; Actinopteri; Blenniiformes; Blenniidae. Gene Ontology annotation, molecular function: actin filament binding.
CGGCACCAGGCUGGAGCGCGCCCUCUGCCACCUGCCCUCCCCCCCGCGAGUCGCUCCUUUAACCCAGACAGACGGGACCCCCGGACUCCGCAUCUCGGUCCAUCCUCUCCGUCCUCCGGGAGGACCGAGCGGGCUGCGCGCAGGCAGGCAGGCAGGCAGGAGCGUGCUUGGCGACCCGCAGUUUGUUGUCGUUACCGGGAGCGCAGCGCAGCGCACACGCACGGCUCCAGCUCGACCUCCGCGGAGCCACUUGCGUAUGGAUGCACCAUGGCCACGUUUGUCUGCAGAGUUCAGUUCCUAGACGACACCGACCCGUUCAACAGCACCAACUUCCCGGAGCCGACCAGACCGCCGCUGUACACGUUCCGGGAGGACAUCCCGCUCAUCAACCAGCUCGCGGGCGUCCACCGACUCCUCAAAGCCCCGCACAAGCUCGAUGACUGCACUCUUCAGCUCUCCCACAAUGGAACCUAUCUGGACCUGGAGUCGUCGCUGGCAGAGCAGCGGGACGAGCUGGAGGGCUUUCAGCAGGACGACACGGGGUCCAGAGGGAAGAAGCACAGUGUUGUUUUGCGCACCCAGCUGACCGUCCGUGUACACGCCUGCAUCGAGAGGCUGUAUAACUCCAAUGGACGUGACUUGAGACGAGCAUUGUUCUCUCUGAAGCAGAUAUUUCAGGACGACAAAGACCUGGUCCACGAGUUUGUGAUGGCCGAAGGUCUGACGUGUCUCAUCAAGGUGGGAGCAGAAGCCGACCAGAACUACCAGAACUACAUAUUAAGAGCCCUGGGGCAGAUCAUGCUGUACGUGGACGGGAUGAACGGGGUCAUCGGACACCCAGAGACCAUCCAGUGGCUCUACACCCUCGUCGGCUCAAAGUUCCGCCUGGUGGUGAAAACAGCUCUAAAGCUGCUGCUGGUCUUUGUGGAGUACUCGGAGUCCAACGCCCCGCUGCUGAUAGAAGCCAUCACAUCUGUGGACACAAAGAGAGGUUGCAAAUCGUGGUCCAACGCGAUGGAGAUCCUGCAUGAGAAGGACGGAGUGGACACCGAGCUGCUGGUCUACGCCAUGACCCUCAUCAAUAAGACGCUCGCAGCGCUGCCCGACCAGGACUCUUUCUAUGACAUGGUGGACGGACUGGAGGAGCAGGGCAUGGAGACCGUUUCUCAAAGACACCUGGGACGGAAAGGGACCGAUCUCGACCUGGUCGAGCAGCUCAACCUCUACGAGAUGACUCUUCGGCAUGAAGACGGCGAUGACGACGGCAAGCCUCCGCCGAUGGGACGGCGGGACCGCCGGCGAUCCAGCCUCGGCUGCGGGGAUAAAAAGCGGGGCCUGGAGAGGAGGCGGAGCCGCAGGGCGUCUCUCGGGCGGUCCGGCCACGCCUCCCCCUGCGGCUCCGCCUCCCCGCAGAGGGCGGGCUUCCAGCCCUUCAACGGACACAGAGCCGAGGACGUGAGCGAGAGAGAGGAGGAAUAUGAGGAUGACAUAGAGGAGGAGGAGGAGGAGGAGGAGGAAGAGCAAGAGGAGACUCCUGUGACUGAGUCUGAAUCGGAUGAGCAGGAGGGGGCUAAUCAGACCACCCCCAGCCCGGCCAGGCCUCUUCCGUCCACGCUCCACAGAACGACGCUCCAGUCCAUCACCAUCACCUCCAGAAAGGGGUGCUUGAAAGAGGACGAGCAGAGGAAUCGGACGGAGCCGCCCCCCUCCUCCCCCGCCCCUCCCCCGGCCCCCUGCCCCGCCAGCCCGCCCGCCCAGCCCUCCCUCCUGGCCACCCUGCUGGCCAGGAAGCGCUCCAUCGUUACCGUCCCGGCCACCAAGGAGGUCAGCCCCCCCAUGCGGGGCAGCUCCCGGCCAUCCCCCGACCGCCUGCCCUACCUGCCGCACUCGCCCUUCCACCUCUUCUCGUAUGAUCUGGACGAGGAGCCGUCGCCCCCGCCCCCGCCCCCGCCCCCUUCUCUGGCUAAGCCCAGCGAGGAGCCGUCCAAAACCACGCCUCCCAGGAAUGGAGGCCUCACGCCGUACUCCUCACUCAGCACCCCAAACACACCCACCACCUCAAGGCCUGCUUUGGGAGGACUUUUAUCCUCCUCAUAUCGCCAACAUCAAGAAUCCUUGGCGGCCGAGCGAGAGCGCCGCCGUGUGGAGAGAGAGGAGAGGCUGCAGAGGAUCGAAAGAGACGAGAGGAACAAGCAGAGCCGCGGCUAUGUGGAUAAAAUGGAAGAGGCCAGGCUGGCGCGGGAGGAGAGGUAUAAAACCGUGGAGCGACUGGCGGCAGAGGAGUACGAGAGGGACCGCGUCCGGGUGUCCAGGACUCGCCCUGACCUCAACCUGACCUUCGAACCCUCGGAGGCCUGGCCCUCGUCGUCGCGCAGCAGCACCCCGUCGUCCUUCGCGUCCCAGGAGGACACAGAGGCCGACCUGGAAGCAGAGACAUCCGCCAUUCCCCACACGCCUUCCGAGACCGGAGAAGCCGAUGACUCCAGCGCCAGCGUAGAGGCAGAGGAGAAAGAGGCGCAAGCGACCGCCGAAGAGGAGGAGGAGGAGGAAGAAGAAGAGAAAGAAGAGGAGAAGGAGGAGGAAGUGCAGGAGGAGGAGGAGGCGGCGGCGGCAGAAGAGAAGGAAGAAGGAGUCGAGGAGGAGAACGAGCGGGAACCGGAGAAGGAGAGGGAGGAAGCCGAGGAGGACAGCGGCAUCCUGAGCGACAAGGAGCGGCAGAAUGAGGAGGUGAACGAGAAGGACAACUGCUCGGCCUCCAGCAUCUCCUCAGCCAGCAGCACCCUGGAGAGGGAGGAGAGGGGGAGCACGGAGAAUGGCUUCAAGGAAGCAGAAGUGAACGAGAACUGCAACAAACUCCUCAACAGCAAGCUCUUCAUGCUGGACAUGUUGUACGCUCAAAACAAGAAGCCCAGCGAGGAGGAGGAGGAGGAGGAGGAUGCGGAGAAAGAGACGGGGGAGGGAGAGAGCAGGGAGUCGCGAGACGACGCCGACAGGGAGCUGGCCGACGAGCAGGACGACAACCGGGACGACAAAUCCGACGGCCACGGGAGCAUCCGUCCGUUCGCGGAGCGGUUCGGGGACUUGAUCAAGGACUUCGGUGCGUCCCACCCCCACCUGGAGGGCCCGGCGAACGAGCCCCCUCCGCCCCCGCCCCCGCCCAAGAAAGAGUCGGACACCAUCUGGGACCAGCUCCUGGCCAGCCCCCGGGAGCUGCGCAUCGGGGACAUCAACUUCACCGACCUGACGGAGGACGACGACAAGGACAUCCUGGAUGCAGCCUUCAUGGGAGGGUGUGGCGACCUCCCGCCCCCGCCGCCCCCUCCCACCUGCAUUCCUCGCCUCCCGCCGCCGCCGCCGAUGCUGGGCGGAUGCCCGCCUCCGCCUCCGCUCAGCGGCAUGAUGAGACCCCCGCCCCCUCCGUGCUUCAGCGCCCCGGCCCCUGUGCCCCCGCCUCCAGAACCCCCCCUCUUCAACAAAAAGAAGAAGACUAUUAGACUCUUUUGGAGUGAGGUGCGUCCGGCGGACUCUCAGUACCGGGACUACAAGCGGAGCGGAGACUCGUUGUGGUCUAAACUGGAGCCAGUCAAGCUGGACACAGCCAAGCUGGAGCACCUGUUUGAGACUAAGUCGAAGGAAAUACCAGUCACAAAGAAAACGGCGGCCGACGGCAAACGUCAGGAGAUCAUCGUCCUGGACUCUAAAAGAAGCAACGCCAUCAACAUCGGGCUGACGGUCCUGCCUCCGCCCCGCACCAUCAAGACGGCCAUCCUCAACUUUGACGAGUACGCGCUGAACAAGGAGGGCAUCGAGAAAAUCCUGACGAUGAUCCCGACAGAGGAGGAGAAGCAGAAGAUCCAGGAGGCCCAGCUGGCGAACCCCGACGUCCCGCUGGGCUCCGCCGAGCAGUUCCUCCUCACGCUGUCCUCCAUCAGCGAGCUCUCCGCCAGGCUGCAGCUCUGGGCCUUCAAGAUGGACUACGAGGCGACGGAGAAGGAAGUCGCAGAGCCUCUGCAGGAUCUGAAGGAGGGGAUGGAGCAGCUGGAGAAGAACAAAACGCUUCGCUACAUCCUCUCCACGCUGCUCUCCAUCGGAAACUUCCUCAACGGCUCCAGCGCGAAGGGCUUCGAGCUGACGUAUUUGGAGAAGGUGCCAGAAGUGAAGGACACCGUCCACAAGCAGUCCCUGCUCCAUCACGCCUGCUCCAUAGUCGUCGAAAACUUCCCCCAGAGCACAGACCUGUACUCGGAGAUCGGAGCCAUCACGCGCUCUGCCAAGGUGGAUUUUGACCAGCUGCAGGAGAACUUGUGUCAGAUGGAGCGGCGCUGCAAAGCCUCGUGGGACCACCUGAAGGUGAUCGCCAAGCACGAAAUGAAGCCCCAGCUGAAGCAGAAGAUGUCCGACUUCCUCAAAGACUGCGCUGAGAGGAUCAUCAUCCUCAAGAUCGUUCACCGCAGGAUCAUCAACAGAUUCCAUUCGUUCCUGUUGUUCCUGGGUCACCCGGCCUACAGCGUGAGAGAGAUCAGUGUGCACCGGUUCAGUAAGAUCCUCAGUGAGUUCGCUCUGGAGUACCGAACCACGCGAGACCGCGUGCUGCAGCAGAAGCAGAAACGGGCCGACCACCGCGAACGCAACAAGACCCGAGGGAAGAUGAUCAUGGACGUCAACUCUCCUUCUGAUGAUGAAGAGGAGCGUGAGAUAGCAGCCUGUAUCAGCCAAUCUCAGUGCGCUCGCUACGGCUCCAGCAGCAGCAGCGGCGCCCCCUGUGACGGCCAGGAGAGCGAGGAGCCUCAGGGUCUGGGCCACGCCGAGGACGCCGCCGAGCACGAGCACAUGAAGGCGGUGCUGAGGACCAGCCUCGGCGGCGGCGACAAGGAGGGCGGAGGAGUGCCGGGCCUCCGCACGCGCACCAGGUCACGGCCCGGACGGGGAGGUCGCAGCAUGCAGGCGUGGACGCCGCCCGUGGAGGACGCGCAGAUCUGUGGAGACGACGCGGCGGAUGAGAUCAUGGAGCGCAUCGUGAGGUCGGCCACUCAGGGUCCAGGAACCAGAGCCCAGCCCAGGGAGAGGAGGAGAUCCAGGGCCAACCGCAAGUCAUUGAGACGGACUCUGAAAAACGGGCUCACCCCGGAGGAGGCGCUCGCUUUGGGCCUCACCGACUCUCCAGACGGACAAAUGUGAUCACUCCUCCCAAAACUGUUCGUCCUGGCCACUGAGACACGACCGGAGUCGUAUUCCAUGAGCCGCUCCAGGCUGCCGCCAGCUGCUAUCAUCCCCUGACGUUUCUGGACGAAGGAGAUGCGUUUGUUUCUGUUGUAUUCGGUACAAAAAAAGUAGAAUUCCACAAGAAACAAAAAGAAUGCAUCACAUCAGGACUGAUGUUCUAAAUUUGGAAACCCAGUGCAGCGAUGCUGCCACCACAUUGAAUCAGUCCAAAAAGUGUUUUGUUUUGUUUGUUUGUGAGUUUUUAUGCAGCUGUGACGCCACAUUUUUCCACUUAUUUAAAGCUGAGGACAGAGAGGGUUUUGUCAGUAUGUAUGUUUUCCUCUGCAAUGACAAGCAUGGCUGCUUUCUGUAGAAAGGUUUCCCAUUGAGUGCCUUUCAUUUCAAAGGGACAACGCUGUACCUUGUUUUUGUCUAGUUUUUUUUUUUUAACCAUCCCUCUCUUAUAUACACUCCCCGCUUCACAGAUGAGUCACAGACGUCUCAUUUACAGCCUGUUUUUAUCAAGUAUUGACUCUCUCAGUAUUUAUUUGCAAAGCUCUGACAUCUCGCACCUUAAAGAACGUCAGUCGUCCCUCGUGCUGAAACGGACGUUUUUAUUUCAGAGGAACUGUAAAUUGUAAAAAGAAAAAAAAAAGUUUUUAACUUUUUCUUUUUAAAUUUAAUUUUAUGAAUCUAUUUUGAAGGACUCGCAGAUUAUUCUGCAU